AUAACCGUCAUUUAUGGGUUACAAACGGAAUCGGUGUAUCGAAAAUGGCAUCGUUGUUACGGUUUUCUCGAGGUUUCCUUCGAAGUCCAUCACUUUCUCAGUAUAUAGUUGGCAAUCAUCAACGAAGAUGGUCUGUAAUUGUUGCCGGUAGUACUGAGCACACGAUGGGCGUGAGAAAACGAAUUUAUGAAAUGAGGGAGAAGGCACUUCUUGGUGGAGGGCAAAAGCGAAUCGACAAACAGCACAAAAAGGGAAAACUGACAGCCAGGGAACGGAUACAGCUGCUGUGUGAUGCCGAUUCCUUUGUUGAAUACGACAUGUUCCUCGAACACAACUGUACAGACUUUGGGAUGGAGAAGGAGAAGUAUCCAGGUGACAGUGUUGUCACGGGACGAGGUUACAUCAAUGGACGACUUGUUUUUGUCUUCAGCCAGGACUUUACAGUAUUUGGAGGAAGUCUCUCUGGAGCACAUGCUAAGAAAAUCUGUAAGAUAAUGGACCAGGCCAUUGUAGUGGGAGCCCCGGUGAUUGGUCUCAAUGAUUCCGGUGGGGCUCGUAUUCAAGAAGGUGUUGACUCUCUGGCCGGCUAUGCAGAUAUUUUCCAGAGAAACGUUGAGUGUUCUGGUGUCAUACCUCAGCUGUCGAUCAUCAUGGGACCAUGCGCAGGUGGCGCUGUAUAUUCUCCAGCUCUGACAGAUUUCACCUUCAUGGUCAAGGAGACAUCCUACCUAUUCAUCACCGGACCAGACGUUGUCAAGUCUGUUACAAACGAAGAUGUCACUCAAGAGGAACUGGGGGGAGCCAAAACACACACAACUGUUUCUGGCGUGGCUCACCGAGCGUUUGAGAAUGAUGUUGAUGCUCUGCUGAUGGUUCGAGAGUUGUUCAGUUUUCUCCCUUUACACAGCCACGAUUCCGCGCCCAUCAGGCAGUGUGACGAUCCAUGGGAUAGACUGGUGCCUGGUCUUAACACAGUUGUCCCCCUUGAGUCCACAGCAGCCUAUGACAUGCAUGGAGUUAUUACUGGGAUUGUUGAUGAGGAAGAUUUUUUUGAAAUUAUGCCCAACUAUGCUAAAAAUAUCCUCAUCGGUUUUGCUCGACUGAACGGUCGUACUGUGGGUAUAGUGGGUAACCAGCCGAGUGUUGCGGCAGGGUGUCUUGACAUCAAUUCCUCGAUAAAAGGUGCUCGAUUCGUCCGAUUCUGCGAUGCCUUUAAUAUUCCAAUUAUCACAUUUGUUGAUGUGCCAGGCUUUCUACCAGGCACCAACCAAGAAUACGGUGGUAUUAUUCGACAUGGUGCCAAACUUCUGUUUGCGUUUGCGGAGGCCACUGUGCCUAAGAUAACGGUCAUCACCAGAAAGGCAUACGGCGGUGCGUAUGAUGUGAUGAGUUCGAAGCACCUCAAAGGUGACAUCAACUACGCAUGGCCUACAGCAGAAGUUGCUGUGAUGGGAGCCAAGGGUGCAGUCAAUAUUAUAUUCCGAGGCCAUGCAUCGACGGAGGAACAAGAAUCUGCAUACAUCCAGACGUUUGCAAACCCCUUUCCAGCUGCUGUCAGAGGAUUUGUUGAUGACAUCAUUGAACCCAGCACGACCAGAAUGAGGCUGUGUAAGGACUUGGACAUUCUGUCCAGCAAGAAUGAGGUGAGGCCAUGGAAAAAACACGCUAACAUGCCUCUGUGAAGACACUGACAUGCCCUUGUGAGAUGGUGACUACCUAACCCAGUGACUCUCAGUGUGGUGUUGUGUUCCAGUUGUUUACUACCCGAGUUCUCAGCUUGAAGAUAGGCCAAACACUGAAAUUUAUGUUUGUGACAGAACUUUGAUCAUUCUCGGCCGCUCUCAGAACAGCUGCCAUUUUAUUUUUCUAUUUAUGGAUCGGCUGAAAUUAAUCGAAAGGUUCCACAAGUGAACGUUUUACUGGAAAAAUAAAAUAAUGCUGGUGCGGUAGCAGUGUAGUUUUACUGUAGGUGAAGUGCUGAGAGCCCGGUUUUUAUUUGAUUGCUUUGUGAUGUAGAGUUAACAAGUGUGUUUAAAUGUCUUUUGAAAGUGGUUUUCCAGAAUAUGUAAGGAACAGAAUACUCCACUCCUAUUCAUUAACUUGUUAUCUGACAAUUCAUUGUUUUUAAAGGUGUUGAGAUGUGUUGUCAAGAUAGAUACAUGUACAUCAUGGUAUUUAAAGGUGUUUAGAUGUGUUCUCAAGAUAGAUACAUGUACAUCAUGGUAUUUAAAGGUGUUUAGAUGUGUUCUCAAGAUAGAUACAUGUAUAUCAUGGUAUUUAAAGGUGUUGAGAUGUGUUCUCAAGAUAGAUACAUGUAUAUCAUGGUAUUUAAAGGUGUUUAGAUGUGUUCUCAAGAUAGAUACAUGUAUAUCAUGGUAUUUAAAGGCUAUUCAUGUAGUAUUCUAUUGAGUCUAAUAACCUAUUUAUUACUCCAGUGGGCACAUGUAACCAGGGAAAUAAAAAGUCAUAAUUACUCAUUCAGAAUUUAUCAUGCAUUGAUGUAACAUGCAACAUUAUUGGACAAUUUGGUGCUUACAAACCAGUGACUGUAUUAGUACUAAAUACGACAUCACAAUUUGGCAAAUGCACAAAAGACUUCACAAAAUUUAAUUAAUUUUGCAUUUAUGCCUCUUAUCUGUUUUCAUUGUUAAAUUUUGAAAUAAAGUGUUAUUUUAAUGCAGUUCAUUAUGGUUUUUUGAACAAAACAAAAUAGAACUUGGGGUUUGAAAGAUACUUGUGGACCUGAAUGAAAUACAAAAUUAUAGCAAUUCUCCUAACAGUGUGUAAAUAUAGUAUAACUACAUGUAGCUAAUGAUGUAGGAUAUCGGCAUUAUUCUUUGAAGGUAACAAUGGGAAAUUCCCAUUCGGCCUGAACAGGACAAAGCCCAUAUCCUACACCAUUCACUACAUGUUAUUAUUUCUUAUUCUGCAAUCCAUCAGCCAUUAAGGCUAAAAACAAUUAUUUAUGUUAUUUUACAUACAUUGUACAAUGACCUAGCAUUUCAGUGAAUGGUUUUGUAAUGGAUCUAUGCAUGUGACGUCACAUAUGUGAUGUCAGAAGUAAUAAUCUGCUAGUAAACGUUUAUGACAUUA
Gigantopelta aegis is the source of this 3093-nucleotide messenger RNA. RefSeq names its product propionyl-CoA carboxylase beta chain, mitochondrial-like. The transcript has 17 exons. The record is from RefSeq and is a predicted model, not a curated record. Gene Ontology annotation, cellular component: mitochondrion. Gene Ontology annotation, molecular function: propionyl-CoA carboxylase activity. The coding region runs from base 45 to 1682 and encodes 545 amino acids. Lineage: Eukaryota; Metazoa; Mollusca; Gastropoda; Neomphalida; Peltospiridae.